AUGACUCUCCGCCGACUCAGGAAGCUGCAGCAGAAAGAGGAGGCGGCGGCAGCACCGGACCCCGCCGCCCGGGCUCCAGACUCGGAAGUCCUGUCCGCCGCUCCGGCUCCAUCUCCGACCCCGACCUCGGGCCCCACCGCCGCAGCCGCCGCCCCUGGCGCUCCGGGGGACGGGCUGUACGCGGCGCUGGAGGACUAUCACCCCUCCGAGCUGUAUCGCGCGCUCGCAGUGUCCGGGGGUACCCUGCCCCGCCGAAAGGGAUCAGGAUUCCGAAGGAAGAACCUUAGCCAGACUCCUGAGCAGCAGCGGAAAGUGCUGACACUGGAGAAGAAGGAAAAUGAAACCUUCGGCUUUGAGAUCCAGACCUAUGGCCUUCACCACCGGGAGGAGCAGCGAGUGGAGAUGGUGACCUUUGUCUGCCGAGUUCACGAAGCCAGCCCUGCCCAGCUGGCUGGGCUCACACCUGGAGACACCAUCGCCAGUGUCAAUGGCCUGAACGUGGAAGGCAUCCGGCAUCGAGAAAUUGUUGACAUCAUUAAGGCAUCAGGCAACGUGCUAAGAUUAGAAACGCUGUAUGGCACUUCCAUCCGGAAGGCAGAGUUGGAGGCGCGUCUGCAAUACCUAAAGCAAACCCUAUAUGAGAAGUGGGGUGAAUAUAGAUCCCUAAUGGUGCAGGAGCAGCGACUGGUGCAUGGCAUCGUGGUGAAGGACCCCAGCAUCUAUGACACACUGGAGUCGGUGCGCUCCUGCUUGUACGGUGCGGGCCUGCUCCCGGGCUCACUGCCCUUCGGGCCGCUGCUGGCCGCACCUCGGGGUCCCCGUGGGGAUGCGCAGCCCACUGGAGGGGACACAGAGGACGCUGUCUACCACACCUGCUUCUUCAGGGCUGCAGAGCCACCUGCGCUGCCGCCCUUGCCUCCUCCCGCCCGCACCCCCGGCCCAGUCCCCGCAGAGACCACGGGCUCCAGGCCACCCCCAGAGCCGAGGGCCUGGCUGAGCCGUAGCGCCAGCUUGCGCUGCGCGGGGCCCAGUGGAGGCAGCGGGGGUGCACCGAGCAUGCUCUGGACUGAGGCCCGGGAGCAGGCCCUGUGCGGGCCCGGCCUCCGCAAGACCAAGUACCGCAGCUUACGGCGGAGGCUGCUCAAGUUCAUCCCCGGACUCAACCGCUCCCUGGAGGAGGAGGAGAGCCAGCUGUAG
Elephantulus edwardii (Cape elephant shrew) is the source of this 1197-nucleotide messenger RNA. RefSeq names its product GRP1 (general receptor for phosphoinositides 1)-associated scaffold protein (gene TAMALIN). The transcript has 8 exons. The coding region runs from base 1 to 1197 and encodes 398 amino acids. Lineage: Eukaryota; Metazoa; Chordata; Mammalia; Macroscelidea; Macroscelididae. Gene Ontology annotation, cellular component: plasma membrane. The record is from RefSeq and is a predicted model, not a curated record. Gene Ontology annotation, biological process: signal transduction. Gene Ontology annotation, molecular function: protein binding.